Messenger RNA from Chenopodium quinoa (quinoa), 1437 nucleotides. RefSeq names its product protein FAR1-RELATED SEQUENCE 5-like. Gene Ontology annotation, molecular function: zinc ion binding. Gene Ontology annotation, biological process: regulation of DNA-templated transcription. The record is from RefSeq and is a predicted model, not a curated record. NCBI's taxonomy places the organism in Eukaryota, Viridiplantae, Streptophyta, Magnoliopsida, Caryophyllales, Amaranthaceae. The transcript is spliced from 2 exons. Bases 1 to 1437 code for a protein of 478 amino acids.
AUGAAUUAUUGUUAUAAACUAAAAAUAGAGGCCAUUGAAGGAGGAGAUUCUCAAGUAGUUUGUGACAAACUACAGGAAGCUUAUUCUGAGGACCCUAACUUCUUUUUCAGAGUAAGGUUGGAUUCAGAUGGAAGGGUUUGUAACUUGUUUUGGAGGGAUUCCAUGAUGCUUGAAGAUUAUAAAAUAUAUGGGGAUGUCACUGUAUUUGACACAACAUAUAGGACUAAUCGUUACAACCUCAUCUGUGCACCCUUUGUAGGAAUAAACAACCACUGGAAGAACACUAUGUUUGCUUGUUCUUUUAUUGGUGAUGAGACCACAGAUUCAUUUGUGUGGUUAUUUGAGACCUUCAAAAAGGCAAUGGGUGGUAAAUGUCCUGUAUCACUGUUUACAGACCAAGAUGCAACCAUGGCAGCAGCAAUACCAAAGGUAUUUCCAAAUACUAGACAUAGAUUAUGUCUAUGGCACUUGAUUCAAAAUGCUGUAACAAGAUUUGGAGUUUUGAAGAGUGAUGAUACAUUCAAAGCUGCUUUCAUGAAAUGCUUGAGUGGUUGUAUUAAUGAAGCUCAGUUUGAAGUAUGUUGGGAUUCAAUGAUGACAAAGUACAAACUGAAAAACAAUAGUUGGUUCAAAAGGUUAUACUCACUAAAGCACAAGUGGUCAACAGCUCUAAGUAAGGACUUUUUCUCCGCGGGAAUCUUGUCAUCACAGAGAAGUGAGAGCACAAAUCAUGCAGUGGGAUUCAAAGCAAACAAGAAAACAAGUUUGACAGAAUUCUACAACAUAUUUCAGAAGACAGUGAAGACUUGGAGAAGGAAUGAGGAUUUUUAUGAGUUCAAUAGCAUAAAAUCAAUUCCUAUUUCAAGCUAUCCAAUGUCUGCCUUACUAAAACAUGCUGCUGAGGUUUAUACACAUACAUUAUUCAGGGAUGGCACAACUCAAGCAGUAACUUAUGAUCCUGUUAACCAAACAACUCAAUGUCCAUGCAAGAAUUUUGAAGAGUCAGGUUGGUUAUGCUUCCAUAGCCUUAGAAUCUUACACAUGCAUUCUGUUGAAAAAAUCCCAGAGCAAUACAUAUCUAUCAGGUGGACUAAAGUGGCUAAGGAUAAAGUUUGGGAGAGUAUUGAGGCAGAGCAAAGGAAGAAGGGGACAUUAAACAACUUCACACCCUGGCGGCUACACAUGGUGAGGAAGUAUUAUAGUUUAAUCCUUAAGAGCCACAAGUUUGAAAAAUCAAGGAAAGUGUUAGAAGAAAGCUAUGCAAAAGAUUCAAGUGCAAUUGAUGAGAUUAUUUCUGCUAUGAAGUCAACUGACAACCAUUCUGAGAACACUACAGGUGUAGAAGAGAAUUCAGAAGCAACUUCAUCUAAUGUGGUUCAAGUACUAGACCUAGCUCGUGCAAAAAUAAAAGGAUUCCAGGAAGCUAUGACUACAUGA